AUGGCGCACUCUCUGUGUAUUGCUCCAAUUUGUUCGUUGAAAUCCCCAAAUAUACCUGGGACAGUUAUCGGUAAUUCGGUUACCCGAAAGGCUUUUGGGAUGAAGGAAGUGUUACAGAGUUCUAAAGUUCCAAACUUUCAGCCUUUGAAGGUUAAGGCUACAGAAGAUAACAGUGAAAGAACAAAAGCUAAGAGCAUUGUUUGUUCUGAUUGUGAGGGAAAUGGUGCAAUAUUAUGUACUCAAUGCAAAGGUACUGGCGUUAAUUCUGUAGAUCACUUCAACGGACAAUUUAAAGCCGGUGGAUUGUGUUGGUUAUGCAGGGGUAAAAAGGAUAUCUUGUGUGGAUCUUGUAAUGGAGCUGGCUUUCUUGGUGGAUUCAUGAGCACAUUUGAUGAUUAA
This is a messenger RNA of Sphenostylis stenocarpa, 399 nucleotides long. The record is from the annotation of a GenBank genome assembly. NCBI's taxonomy places the organism in Eukaryota, Viridiplantae, Streptophyta, Magnoliopsida, Fabales, Fabaceae.